UUUCCUCCUCCUCUAGGCGGCGGCGCCAUGGAAGUCGACGGAGGCGGAGAUGAACCGGCAUCGUCGCCUGUCCUCGUCCGUGGGAAGAAGAGGCCGCCUUCCCCCUCAACUUCACCGGGCGACGGCGAGGGUUCACCCACCAGCGACGAGGACGACAACCCGUGGGCGGUUACCGACGACGAAGAGGAGGAUGAAUACCAAGGGAAAUACCGCCCGUUUACAGUUGAUGAGUUCCCGAGGGCCAGCACUUAUGACGAGCAAGAUGCACUGGACACAAAUCCAGAGAUUUCUCUUCGAGGACCAAAACUUCUCUGGAGCGUACGACCAUUCAAGCCAGAAAUUGGCAGGCAUCCAUGUGCUACCCGGUAUCGGCUCAGCAAUGAAUCUGAAAUCAGCGUGAACAAUGUUAGGACCAUCGAUUGUUCAAAUAAAUGCCGUUGCCAUGUCAUGGACUUGCUGCAGUUCAUUGACCUCAAGAUAGCUGGUUAUCGCCAUGCCCAACCUGGAUCUGCCAAAAUAUUUGGGUUUUUCGCGACACGGGAUCGAAUCGAACCUUUGCGCAAUUAUGUCUACAGGCGGGAGAUUGGCAAUUGUGAAGUUGUAACUGUGAAGCCAAAGACGGGCAUGGCACGUUUAUCACUUGGUAGCCCUGCUCGAGGUAUUGGCAUGACAAGCCAUGUGUUGUUUGAAUUCAAGCUUUGUGUACGUACUGAAGCCCCGCCUGAAAAUGGGCCCAAAGAUGACCUUCUGAUCGCAGGAUGCGCUGAAUUCAGCAAGAUUAUGGAAACAAAAUCAUUCAUUCAGAAUCGACGUAUUUAUGGGGAGAAGUGUGGACUGGAUGUGAAGUUCCUGGUGGUGAUGAAUGCGGUACAAGCAUUCGUUGAUGUUGAGAUACUCCGUGCCCCUGCUUGUGGUUUUAAUCUGAACCUCUAUGCCAAGACCAGUGGUUUCAGUGAUGUGAUUCGUCUCUACCGAGGAAGUGUGGACACUGGCUGCAGAAUGAGUUCAGUUGUAGCAGUGGAGAUACGCAGUUACCUUGAUCUUCGUAUCGAAGGGACUCCGAAAGAUGACGGAGGAGUUUCUCAGAAACUGCUGCCUUGUGUGUGGGAGGACAGCUUCGAUUCCUGCUACCAUGGAGAGGUGGAUAAAGUUGUGGAUCUGGACGAAUCCACCUCGAUUUCAGUGAAGAUCACCUGGAGAAGUGUUGAUUGACAUAUAGCUUAGUUGCCCUGCUUUGAGGCGUGAACGGUAAUAUGGGGGUACUUCUGGUGCUAAGUUAUGUUAGUGUUUGUGUGAGGGUGCUAAGUUAUGUUAGUGUUUGUGUGAACCUAUUUGUCCACUGGAGUUAUAUAUUGACACUUUGUAAGCAUUAUUUUAUCUGGUGCUAAGU
Lolium rigidum is the source of this 1390-nucleotide messenger RNA. RefSeq lists its product as uncharacterized. The coding region runs from base 28 to 1212 and encodes 394 amino acids. The transcript is spliced from 4 exons. NCBI's taxonomy places the organism in Eukaryota, Viridiplantae, Streptophyta, Magnoliopsida, Poales, Poaceae. The record is from RefSeq and is a predicted model, not a curated record.